GUGGCUCCGGGGCUCUCUUCCGAUCACUGAGGGCAGCGGGAGACACCGGGCGGGACGCUCCCGGGAGGCUGUGGCGGACUUGCGGCUGCAGCGUGGAAACGCCUUGAAAGCAGAGCGGCGGGGCGCCGGAAAGAAGAGCGUGACAAGCCCUCCCCGGCCACUCUAUGCCUGGUUGGAGGCUGCUGGCUCAGGCCGGCGCCCAGGUGCUGGGUUGCCGCGCGGGCGGCCUGGGUGCUGCCCGGGGCUCGGCAAACAGAACGGUCAUCUGGCUUUUGGUUAGAGGUCUCCAUGGCAGGAGUGGUACUUGGUGGGAUGAGCAUCUUUCUGAAGAAAAUGUCCCAUUUGUUAAGCAGUUGGUCUCUGAUGAAAAUAAAGCCCAGUUAGCAAGUAAACUGUGUCCUUUGAAAGAUGAGCCAUGGCCUCUACAUCCUUGGGAACCAGGUUCCUCUAGAGUAGGCCUUAUAGCACUGAAGCUGGGUAUGAUGCCUUUAUGGACCAAAGAUGGUCAAAAGCAUGUGGUUACAUUACUUCAGGUACAAGACUGUCAUGUUCUAAAAUAUACUCCAAAGGAAAACCAUAAUGGAAAAAUGGCAGCCCUAACUGUAGGAGGAAAAACUGUAUCACGUUUCCAUGUAAGGAUGUGUUUUCAUUCUUUAGAAGAGUACAUUUCAUUAGUUUCAGAUCUGAGUUCUUUAGGUUUUGAGGCUAUUCCAUAGUCACAAAUUUGUGUUUAUCCAUGAGGUACAUUAUGGAUUUGAGGGAAGGCAGUCUAGUGAAGCCAUUGAGCCCGGGAUUCUGAGAGAAUUUGAGUUUGUUCCAGUACCUCUCCUCAGUAUUUGGAACAGUAACUUUACCCUCUAAGCUGAAGUAUUUGCCCAUCUGUACAAUAGGGAUAAAAAUACUACUUACCUAAGAGGUUUGUUACCAGGAUUAAUAAGAUUUUUCAUAUGUACCUAGCAUGUCACAGACACUUAGUAGAUGGUAGCUAUUUUGUCAUUUAUGUUUAAUUUCUCAUUUUUUUCUAAGUUGUCUCAAUACCUGACACCAGCAGCAUGUGGGGAUUAAUUUGUAUAUAUUAGAAAGAACUUUCUUUGUGUGUGUAAUUUUUUUAAUCUGAAAUCAUCACU
Molecule: messenger RNA, 1127 nt
Organism: Leptonychotes weddellii (Weddell seal)
Lineage: Eukaryota; Metazoa; Chordata; Mammalia; Carnivora; Phocidae
Source: RefSeq, a predicted model, not a curated record